Hypomesus transpacificus is the source of this 2134-nucleotide messenger RNA. Its product is annotated as AP-2 complex subunit mu-A-like. NCBI's taxonomy places the organism in Eukaryota, Metazoa, Chordata, Actinopteri, Osmeriformes, Osmeridae. The transcript is spliced from 12 exons. Bases 215 to 1543 code for a protein of 442 amino acids. Gene Ontology annotation, molecular function: clathrin-cargo adaptor activity. The record is from RefSeq and is a predicted model, not a curated record. Gene Ontology annotation, cellular component: AP-2 adaptor complex; cytoplasmic vesicle. Gene Ontology annotation, biological process: intracellular protein transport; clathrin-dependent endocytosis.
CGCCUUUUCCCGGUUUGACCGUAAACGUCGCCACCAGCUCCAGGUCAGCUGAUAGUUUGGAGGAGAGGAGGACCGUGAAGUUAUCGGGUUUGUGAACCAGGAAUUCAUUGACCUCAUUACUUAACUCUAAACCAAAAAAGGGAAGCCAUUAUUGGCGUGAGAGAACUCGGUGGGAGUGUUCACCAUGGCCAGUGAGGACUGAGGGACAGCAACGAUGAUCGGAGGACUGUUCAUCUACAACCACAAGGGAGAGGUGCUGAUCUCCCGCGUCUACCGCAAUGACAUAGGGCGUAACGCGGUGGAUGCGUUCCGUGUGAACGUGAUCCACGCCCGGCAGCAGGUGCGCUCCCCGGUCUCCAACAUCGCCCGCACCUCCUUUUUCCACGUCAAGCGCUCCAACAUCUGGCUGGCCGCCGUCACCAAGCAGAACGUCAAUGCUGCCAUGGUGUUUGAGUUCCUCUACAAGAUGUGUGAUGUCAUGGCUGCCUACUUUGGGAAGAUCAGCGAGGAGAACAUCAAGAACAACUUUGUCCUCAUCUACGAGCUGCUGGACGAGAUCCUGGACUUUGGUUAUCCCCAGAACUCAGAGACAGGAGCUCUAAAAACCUUCAUAACCCAACAAGGCAUCAAGGGCCAGCACCAGACCAAGGAGGAACAGUCCCAGAUCACCAGCCAGGUGACUGGGCAGAUCGGCUGGAGGCGAGAGGGCAUCAAGUACCGCCGCAACGAGCUCUUCCUGGACGUGCUGGAGAGCGUCAACCUGCUGAUGUCUCCCCAGGGUCAGGUGCUGAGCGCCCACGUGUCGGGCCGCGUGGUGAUGAAGAGUUACCUGAGUGGGAUGCCAGAGUGCAAGUUCGGCAUGAACGACAAGAUCGUCAUCGACAAGCAGGGCAAGGGCGGGGUCACCGACGAGGCUGGGAAGAGUGAGUUAGGGGGAAGCAGUGGGAAGCAGUCCAUAGCCAUCGAUGACUGCACCUUCCAUCAGUGUGUGCGACUCAGCAGGUUUGACUCUGAACGCAGCAUCAGCUUCAUCCCCCCUGACGGGGACUAUGAGCUCAUGAGGUACCGCACCACCAAAGACAUCAUCCUGCCGUUCAGGGUGAUACCUCUGGUCCGGGAGGUGGGCCGCACCAAGCUGGAGGUCAAGGUGGUCAUCAAGUCUAACUUCAAACCCUCGCUGCUUGCCCAGAAGAUAGAGGUGCGUAUCCCCACCCCCCUCACCACCAGUGGGGUCCAGGUGAUCUGCAUGAAGGGCAAGGCCAAGUACAAGGCCAGCGAGAACGCCAUCGUCUGGAAGAUCAAGCGCAUGGCAGGGAUGAAGGAGUCUCAGAUCAGUGCUGAGAUCGAGCUGCUGCCCACCAACGACAAGAAGAAGUGGGCGCGGCCCCCCAUCUCCAUGAACUUUGAGGUGCCGUUUGCUCCCUCAGGUCUGAAGGUGCGCUACCUGAAGGUGUUUGAGUCCAAGCUCAACUACAGCGAUCACGACGUCAUCAAGUGGGUCCGCUACAUCGGCCGCAGCGGGAUCUACGAGACGCGCUGCUAGCCCCACCUGCAAGCCCUGCUCACCACCAACUGGCCCAGCCCACUGUCUGCAAAACGUUGCUAGCUUUGGUGACCACCCUCCUCCCUCUCUCCUCCCACACCCCACAUCCCUCCCUCUCCUCCUCCCUCUCCUCCUGCCUCUCUCCUCCUCCCUCUCCUCCUCCCUCUCCCCCUCUCUCCUCCUACAUGUUUAAGGGAGAGGGAUUAACAUUUAAAAAGCAGAGCACAGAUAUAUGAUAUAUGCAGGACGUGAGAUGUUGUGUCAGUGACUUCAGAUGUCUGUUGUGAACACCAGGGGUGUGUGUGUCUGUGUCCUGUACACCCCCCCCCCCCCCCCCUCGUAUUUCUGAGCUCCUCUCCACCCUGUAGUUCUACAUAGCUUACAAGUUCCAUCAUCCUCUCUGGUCUGGUUGCUCACUUCCUGCCUCUGAGCUACUCUGUAAGAGGAUCAUUGAUUGGCUGCCAUGUGUGAGUGGGUGGAACAGACUUGGGCAGUGACUCCACCCCCUGGUGGUCACAUGGUGUUGUCUGAUGUGUCAUGUUUGCAGCCAUGGUUACUGUACUGUCCAAUAAAAUGUGAUCAUGUCCCUAA